This is a messenger RNA of Dicrocoelium dendriticum, 435 nucleotides long. The record is from the annotation of a GenBank genome assembly. Lineage: Eukaryota; Metazoa; Platyhelminthes; Trematoda; Plagiorchiida; Dicrocoeliidae.
AUGCGAUCAGAAAUUGGGAAAAUUUCUCUGGACAGCGUUUUUAAAGAACGUGAGGCACUCAAUCUUCAAAUUGUCCAAGCUCUCGGGAAAGCAGCGGAACCAUGGGGUAUUGAAUGCUUGCGAUACGAGAUCCGUGAUAUUCAACUACCGCAGAAAAUCAAAGAGGCGAUGCAAAUGCAGGUUGAGGCCGAUCGGAGAAAACGAGCAGCGAUCCUCGAGUCUGAGGGUCAGCGGGAGUCUGCCAUCAAUCGGGCGGAGGGGCUGAAGCGGAGCCAAGUGCUUGCAUCCGAAGGCGAGAGAACUGAGAUCACAAAUAAGGCUACCGGUGAAGCGGAAGCCAUCCGCCGUCUUGCCGAAUCCCGCGCUGAAGCUGUUCGCUUAAUUGCAGCCGCCAUUGAAUCUAACGUAAGCCUGUUUACUGCUGCCGGUUGUUAG